UUGUCUGCAUGAAGCUGAAGGAGCUUUGGAAAAGACCUGAUCUCAUCACCAGACGAACUCAAUCAAGGAUUCCGAGCGGGAACGUGAUGCCUGCAGCUGAAGUCAUGUCACACACUGUACCCAAUCACGUCCUGAGAGUGGGUCAAACGGUGUGCCUGAACACGGCUGUCGUCGAGGAUGAGCGGAGCAACCGUGAGGAUGUCGACCUCGACAUCUCCCUGAACAAUCUCAACAAACUCAUCCUAGAAAUGGAUCCGACAUUUGAACCGAUCCACGUCAACAAGCGCCCCUCAGACAGCGACUCGCCUACAGAUGAAUUUGAUCAUCGGUCUGGAGUCCAGCUGGUCCCCAGAGGGUGCUCUCCAGGCCCCACAGUGAUCACGUCACCCUGUAUCCCCAUCCCGACUCCCAGCUGCAGCCCUCAUGGAAGCGUGGUGUUUUCUGGGUCCCCGUCGUCCACACUCCCGCCGCUUCCGUGCGGGUCUUCACCCCGUCGACGCGCCUCCUCCAGGAACGAGGUCAGCUACUCGCAGGGGUGUCUGCUGCCCUCUCACUCCAACAGAAACAGCGUCGCCUCCCUCCUCUCCAUGUCCACAUGCUCGGAUACCAGCUAUAUCCUUGGCAGCACCCUGUCUUUGGCCAGCGAAGAUGCUGACUCGCCAGAAUCACUCAUCGCCUGCAUGUCUGGAGCCUUCAGUGACGGGUCCAGGCAGAGAUACUCUGGGCUCAGCCCAGACAAACCCUCACUGACCAGGCAGGAGCAUUUAAAGGAACCCACCAGCGCUCAGAGCAGUCCAGCAUCCCUCGCUGGCUCACUCACGGAUAUUCCUGUGCUGCUGGUCAAUGGAGCUCCUCAGCUGGACCUGCAUAUCGAACCGGAGCAACCACAGACAAGUCCUCGCAGUUACAAAUGUCAAUUCAGCGGCAGCCAGCCGUCGAUGAAGUUCGUCAUGGACUCCUCAAAGUACUGGUUCCGUCCCAAUAUCAGCCGUGCAGAAGCUGAGGCCCUGGUGAAGGACAAAGAAGCAGGAACCUUCGUGGUGAGAGACAGCACUUCCUACAGGGGCAGUUUCGGGUUGGCCAUGAAAGUGGAACAGAUCCCAACGGAUUCCUCUGUGACUGCCUACCCAGGGGAGAGCAGCUCUGACCUCGUACGCCACUUUCUGAUUGAGUCAUCGGCGAAAGGAGUGCGCAUCAAAGGCUCUUCCAGAGAACCGUAUUUCGGAAGUCUCUCAGCCCUGGUUUACCAGCACAGCAUCUCCGCUUUUGCUCUGCCCUGCAAGCUGCUGCUGCAGUCCCAUGACGAAACCACAGGAGGAGAAAGUUCAAACCACAGUGCAGCAGAAAACACAGCGACAGCCUCUAACUUCAUCUAUCUGAACGCCGUCCCCACCGAGAUGCUGACCGGACCGUGUGCGGUGGAGAAGGCCGUGACCUCCACGCUCCAGAUGCAGUCGGGCUCUUUCACGCCGACGAUCGUCAACAUGAAGGUUUCGGUGAAAGGUGUUACUUUGACGGAUAUCAACAGGAAGCUCUUCUUCAGGCGCCACUAUCCUGCUCACCUGCUCAGCCACGGCGGUGAAGAUCCGGGCAAACGACUGUGGAGAAAAGGGACAAACUUUGAUUCUAGGUUGUUUGGGUUCGUGGCGAAAGGCGUGGAGGCCAACAUGGAGAACGUCUGUCACGUCUUCGCUGAGUACGACCCGCUGCAGCCGCUCGACUCCGUCGUCAAACACUUCAAGAAGCUGUAGUGAACUUGUUGAUUCAGAGGCGAAUGUGUAAUCUACGACACGUGAGGCUCGUGUGCAAGACUGAAAACUCACUGUAAAAAUUGUUCAUUGAAAGCUUGAAAAUGUUUUUUUUUCCUUCCUUUGUAAUUUUUAUGACUAUUCUGCCAUGCACUUAAGUUGUCUGCCGUUGUGUCAUGAAUGCACUAUGAUGAAAAAAUGAUGCUGAUGUAAAAUUGCGCUGAUAUAUACAUGAUUAACAAUCAAAUGUAGCGUAUUCCAAAAAGCUUCUGUUAUGAAAGAUAUGAUAUUGUAAUAAUGCAAUGUGUUAAAAUGUAUUUAUUUGAAAAUGAUGUAUGUUUCUGUACUUUUAUUACUGUAUCAAAGUUUAAUAAAAAUGAUGUUUAAA
Messenger RNA from Synchiropus splendidus (mandarinfish), 2136 nucleotides. RefSeq names its product tensin-4-like. Gene Ontology annotation, molecular function: protein binding. The record is from RefSeq and is a predicted model, not a curated record. Bases 9 to 1751 code for a protein of 580 amino acids. Lineage: Eukaryota; Metazoa; Chordata; Actinopteri; Syngnathiformes; Callionymidae. The transcript has 13 exons.